UGUGACCGUUAAUUAAUUUUAAAAUAGAGAGACCAUGACACCUCGUACUCAGUUAGAGCGAGUACAAACGCAUAUCCCACUCGCAUCACUGCUCUCUCUUUUACUCGGCUGCACCCUGCCUUCCCUGUGCAAACCUCUCUGUACUAGCUUGGCAGUAUCUUUCCCUCGUUUUAUGGUCCACCGCAUCCCUUGUCUCUCCCCCCUAACGCUGACCUGUUCCCAAACCCAAAGAGAAACCGAACCACCGCACCCCGUUCGGUGUUCACUAUCAGAGCUGGUGGAAACUGAAAGUUUGCUUUUAAUGGGUUGCGCUCAGUCCAGAAUAGAUAACGAAGAAUCGGUGGCUCGUUGCAAGGACCGCAAGACCUUAAUGAAAGAUGCGGUUGUAGCUCGUAACGCCUUUGCGGCUGGCCAUUCUGGCUACGCCAUUUCCUUGAAGGACACUGGGGCCGCCUUGAGUGACUACGGUCAGGGAGAAGAUGAAGGUCCUCUCGAACACCACCACCAGAUCCCUCCUCUUGACUCCACUCCUCAACGGCCUCCACCGCCUCCAAUGAUGGACAACCUCCCUCCACCGCCUCCGCUUCCUAACUUCUCCCCUAGCCCCGUUGCUCCCAUCAAACGCGCCGUCAGUAUGCCUGCAAUGCCCAUCAAGGUUCGUAAGGAGUUUGAUUCUUCCCUCGCUAUUGAAGAAGAAGAAGAAGAAGAAGAAGAAGAAGAAGAAAUAGAAGAACAUCUUCAAGGAAACGAGGUGGUUGAAAAUAAUAAUAAUAAUGAAGAUUUGAGAAAAGAUUCAAGAGGGUCCCAUGGGGAGGAGAUGAUCCCACCAAGGACUCCAGAGAACAACCACCCGCCCCCGAUGCCCGAAGCUAAAAAUAUGGCCUGGGACUACUUCUUUAUGCUAAACGAUAACAUGCCGGGUCGAAGCUUGGAUGUGGACGACAACAAUAACGAAGCCGAGAAUAGAAAUGUCGAUGCUUCAGAGAACAAUGUCAGUGAUUAUGGGUUUAGCGGCCACGGUGGAGUUGAUAGUGAGAUUGAUCCGAAGACGCCGGAGAGGCCAGAUGAGGUGGUGGCGAUGGCAGUGGAGGUUGAUGAUAAAGGGAAGCAGCAGGUUCAGAUUGAGCAUUCAAAAACGACUCCGGCAGAUUUCAGGAGAGUGGCGAAGGCUGUUUCUAGCGUGAAUUUGAUGCAAGUUUUGAAUAACAUUGAUGAUCAUUUCUUGAGAGCCUCAGAGAGUGCUCAGGAGGUUUCUAAGAUGCUGGAGGCUACAAGGUUGCAUUAUCAUUCCAAUUUUGCUGAUAAUGAAGGAUAUAUUGAUCAUUCCGCAAUGGUAAUGCGUGUCAUUACAUGGAAUAGGUCUUUCAGAGGUAUGACAAAUGGUGAAAAUGGGAAGGAUGAAUUUGAUUCAGAAAAGUAUGAGACUCAUGCCACUGUUCUGGAUAAGUUGCUAGCAUGGGAAAAGAAACUUUAUGAUGAAGUAAAGCAAGGAGAGCUGAUGAAGCUUGAGUACAAAAGGAAGGUUGCUUGGUUAAACAAGCAGAAGAAACGUGGAGCUAGUGCUGAAUCAUUGGAGAAAACAAAAGCGGCUGUAAGUCAUUUACACACGAGUUACAUAGUUGACAUGCAGUCCAUGGAUUCAACAGUGUCAGAAGUUAACCAGCUACGAGAUGAGCAGUUGUACCCGAAACUUGUUAUGCUUGUUGAUGGGAUGGCUAAGAUGUGGGCAAGUAUGUGCAUACAUCAUGAUAGCCAGCUUCAGAUUGUUGAAAAGCUUAAAUAUCUUGACAUUGCCCUUGCCUCCAAAGAAACAACAAAGCAACACAAUAUGCGCACCAUCCAACUUCAUAAUGUUGUCCAGGAAUGGCAUUCACAAUUUGAUAAGCUUGUGACUCAUCAAAAGCAAUACAUCCGAGCUCUCAACAACUGGUUAAAGUUGAAUCUAAUCCCUAUUGAAAGCAGCUUGAAAGAGAAAAUCUCAUCUCCUCCACCAGUGCAGAAUCCUCCAAUCCAAGCACUCCUUCAUACAUGGCAUGAUUAUCUUGAAAAUCUUCCUGAUGAGGUUGCUAAAUCUGCUAUCUCUUCAUUUGCUGCUGUGAUAAAAACCAUAAUUAUUCAUCAAGACGAAGAGAUGAAGCUAAAAGAAAAAUGUGAGGAAACUAGGAAGGAAUUUUUGCGCAAGAACCAGGCAUUCGAGGAAUGGUAUCAUAAGUAUAAGCAACGGAGAUCUGCAUCUGAUGAAAUAGAUGCUGAAAGAGGUGAAGAUGCGAAUACAAAGGAUCCUGUCUCAGAGAGGAAAUUUGUGGUUGAGAGCUUGAGAAAGAGGUUGGAAGAGGAAGAAGAAGCUCAUGAAAAACAUUGUGUUCAAGUGAGAGAGAAGUCUCUGGGAAGUCUUAAAAUUCGCCUGCCUGAGCUAUUCCGGGCUAUGUCUGACUAUUCUCAUGCUUGCUCUGAUGCUUAUGAGAAGUUGAGGACCAUCACCCAGUCACAAAAACCAAAUGGUGCCCCUUCGUAGAGACCUCAGCUCCGUUUUACUAGUAAUUUCCUAUAAACCUAUAUCUCAGCGAACUGCAGUUUCUAUGCCAUACAGUAGUUCUUGGCAAUGCAAUGUAGCAAUCUUUUAUUUAUCUAUGUGCAAAAGAAUGUGGCGUUAUGCUCCUUUCUUCCUUUUUCUUCAUGAAGGUUGAUAUGUGACAAUCAGAAAAAACAAAUUGAGGACUAAUAUUCUGUGCACUCCGGAGCAUGCCCUUCCAUAACUUAUCAAGUUCAGAAGGAUACUGAAAUACGGUAAAACUCAUCUUACAAUUCCCGAUUCUAGGUUGCAUGAUGAUUGAACCUUCCAACUUUUUAAUUCACUUAGAAAUGGUGAAUGAUUAAUUUGGUAAUGGAUUUGAGUCUUCAUUGAUUCGAUUCAUAUUGAGUUCAAGCCAUAGUACCAAAUAGUGUUGAAAAUAGCCUCAUAAACAUGAUUAUGCAAGGAAUGAUGGCUCAAUCGUCAUGCCCCUGGCAACAGGAUGUCUCCACCCUCCAUGGCCAUGCUUCUUUUUCAAAGGUGGGCCUGUCAAACCGUCAAAAUCAUAAUAAUUCUGUAUUCAAGAAUGUUAGUUGAAGUGGUCGACGUCAGGUUACUAAUCUUGAUUCUGGCUCUAUAUCCAUUUAUGGAUAGGGACACAAUUUGGCAUAUAAAAAAGAUGAGGAAAUGACAAAACUUAUGUAAAUAAUG
Durio zibethinus is the source of this 3223-nucleotide messenger RNA. RefSeq names its product protein ALTERED PHOSPHATE STARVATION RESPONSE 1-like. Lineage: Eukaryota; Viridiplantae; Streptophyta; Magnoliopsida; Malvales; Malvaceae. The record is from RefSeq and is a predicted model, not a curated record.